GCCCGCCUUAAAGGCGGCCCGGACCCAGUGAGCUGGUGUGGCGUUCCCUCCUGGCAUUCUAGCCCUCGCAGCCAUGAGCUUUUGGAUCAAGGGCAAAAGCUACUUAGUGGCAGGCUUGCUGCAGAACCAAGUGGCCAUCGUCACCGGCGGAGGCACGGGCAUCGGGAAGGCCAUCGUGACCGAGCUGCUGCACCUGGGGUGUAAUGUGGUCAUUGCGUCCCGUAAGUUUGAUAGAUUAAAAGCUGCGGCAGAUGAACUGAAGGCCCAUAUGCCUCCUGACAACCAGGCUCAAGUCACUCCCAUCAAAUGCAACAUCCGUAACGAAGAGGAGGUGAAUAAUUUGGUCAAGUCUACCUUAGAUAUUUAUGGUAAAAUCAAUUUCUUGGUAAACAAUGGAGGCGGCCAGUUUUUUUCUCCUGCUGAACACAUCAGUGCAAAGGGAUGGCAUGCUGUGAUUGAAACCAACCUGACAGGCACCUUCUACAUGUGCAAAACAGUUUACAACUCUUGGAUGAAAGGGCAUGGAGGAUCUAUUGUCAAUAUCAUUGUGCCUACUAAAAAUGGAUUUACGGGAGCUGCGCAUAGUGGAGCUGCCAGAGAGGGUGUUUACAACCUCACCAAAUCCUUAGCUCUGGAAUGGGCCAGCAGUGGAGUAAGGAUCAAUUGUGUUGCUCCGGGAAUGAUUUAUUCCCAGACUGCUUUUGACCACUAUGGUCCUUUGGCAAAAGACAUGUUUGAAGGGUACUUUGAGAAAAUCCCAGCUAAAAGACUUGGAGUUCCUGAGGAGAUCUCCCCCUUGGUGUGCUUCCUGCUCUCUCCGGCAGCUUCUUUCAUCACUGGACAGUUGGUGGACGUGGAUGGCGGCCAAUCUCUGUACACGCACUCAUCGGAGAUACCAGAUGGACCCUCCUGGUUGCAGGAUGGCUGCUGGCCACUCGUGAAGCUAUGUGCUUCUUUGUUCACAUCCAGCUGGACAGAGACAGAGGAUCAUGACAACUGGCCUGAGGGAACAGGGGACCUUUCUGUUGUCAAAAGGCUGAAGGAAUCUUUCAAGCAUAAAGCCAAACUGUAAGCUGAGGAAACAUGGAAGUGUCCUUUGUCCCCAAGUGCCUUAACAUCUCAAGAAUGCAAUUCUGUACUUUACAGAAGCUUACAAUUUUAUGGAAAAAUCACUUUCUGCUUUUUUUAAUGUUAUCAAUUACGUCUAUGCAAAAAUUAUUCCUGAAAUAAAUGCAUUUUUAAGUCCCAACCAAUGCCCUUUAGCCUGUGAUUAAACAAUUUUUUUAGAAUGAAAAUUAACAUACUUUAUGACUAUACUUUUCACUUCUAAAAGAGGUCUUUGAAAAGUGAAAUAAUUUCAAAUUAAUGAUAGAGGUAUCACGAUCUCCCAGAAGGUUUUAAUAUUUAAUUGUAAAAGUAGGCAGUAAAUCUAAAUUGUGGCAUCAUUAUAAUUUUUACAACAGAAAUAUGGAAUAACUCAUUUUUGGUGGCAAAUACUUUUGGAUCAAUAAAGCUUCAUGUAAUUA
This is a messenger RNA of Camelus dromedarius (Arabian camel), 1526 nucleotides long. It is a transcript of the gene PECR, whose product is annotated as peroxisomal trans-2-enoyl-CoA reductase. Gene Ontology annotation, cellular component: peroxisome. Gene Ontology annotation, biological process: phytol metabolic process. The record is from RefSeq and is a predicted model, not a curated record. Gene Ontology annotation, molecular function: trans-2-enoyl-CoA reductase (NADPH) activity. Lineage: Eukaryota; Metazoa; Chordata; Mammalia; Artiodactyla; Camelidae. Bases 74 to 1072 code for a protein of 332 amino acids. The transcript has 9 exons.